AUGACACCCAAAGUCCUCGUCGUCCUCACCUCCCACGACAAGCUCGGCUCCACCGGUAACCCAACCGGCUGGUAUCUGCCCGAAUUCGCCCAUCCCCACGAAGUCCUCCACAACAAGGUUUCUCUAACCAUCGCCUCACCAAAAGGCGGCGAAGCACCCCUUGACCCAUCCUCCGUAAAGAUGUUCGAGUCAGACGAAGUCUCGCAGAAGUUCCUGAAAGAACAAAAAUCCCUAUGGACGAACACGCACAAGCUCGCAGAUAUGCUUCCGCGCGCAGGCGAGUUCGAUGCCGUCUUCUACGUUGGCGGUCAUGGACCAAUGUUCGACCUAACUGAAGACCCCACCUCACUGGCUCUAAUCCAGACUUUCGCAGCAGCCAACAAGCCCGUCGCCGCCGUCUGCCACGGCCCCUGCGUCCUGCUGAAUGCGACUGCGCCCUCCGGCGUGCCGCUUAUCUCCGGCGUCGGUGUGACCGGGUUCUCGAACGACGAGGAGGAUGCUGUGAGUCUGUCUGCUGCGAUGCCGUUUAUGCUGGAGACGGAGUUGGGUCGUGUUACGGGUGGGAAGUAUGUUAAGGCUGCGGAGCCUUGGGGGGAGAUGGUUGUUGUUGGGAAGGCGGCUGGGACGGGGUCGACGAUUAUUACGGGGCAGAAUCCUGCGUCGGCGACAGCGGUUGGGAAGGAGAUUUUGAAGGCUUUGGGGUUGUAG
Penicillium egyptiacum is the source of this 708-nucleotide messenger RNA. The record is from the annotation of a GenBank genome assembly. NCBI's taxonomy places the organism in Eukaryota, Fungi, Ascomycota, Eurotiomycetes, Eurotiales, Aspergillaceae.